Molecule: messenger RNA, 1712 nt
Organism: Vespula vulgaris
Lineage: Eukaryota; Metazoa; Arthropoda; Insecta; Hymenoptera; Vespidae
Product: odorant receptor 82a-like
Exons: 7
Coding region: 491-1657 (388 amino acids)
Biological process (GO): sensory perception of smell; detection of chemical stimulus involved in sensory perception of smell
Cellular component (GO): plasma membrane
Molecular function (GO): odorant binding; olfactory receptor activity
Source: RefSeq, a predicted model, not a curated record
UUUCAGCGACAGUUUGAACGAUCAUCUAUCUUUCACGAUUAUUACUACACGUUUCUUUCGAAACGAAAAACUUUUGUAAGAAAUUACAUUUCGUUGGACGUGUAAAUCUCUUAGUUCGUGCCGAAGCAUAAACUAUUCAUCCAUAUUCGACUAUUACUCUGAUAACUUUGUGAAAACGUAAGAAACUAACUCAAGAAUACGUAAACGAUUCGUUAAUAAGGAAACUUUAUCGAUCGUACAUAAUAACCUAUCUACCUAUCGAUAUUUGUUUUGCUUUAUUUUCGACGAAGGUUUCCUUUUAAGAUAAACGCCAAAAUAUGUUUCAGUCUUUCAGCGACCUUCGACGAGCGAACUACCUCUGAAAUCUUAAAUCCACUUUAUUAAUUACUUAGAUAUUAAUUAAUUAAUAUUACUAAAUAGAUAAUAAUACUACAGACUUACAACAAAAGGAAGAAAUAAUCGUUAUUCAAUUAGCAAAAAAAAAAGAAGUAUGAGAAUAAAACAAUACACGAAAUUCUUUUACGACGAGAAAGUAUUGACCUGGAGUAAAAGGCUUCUAACUUUACCAGGACUUUGGCCAGAAAAUCCUAAUGAUUUUCGUUUCUUUUUUUACGUCGUUUACGUUGUCCUAUUCACCUGUUUAGAACUCGUUGGACUUUUUCAAAGUUUGCACGAUCUCGACAGAACUCUUCGAAACGUGACGCUUUCUUUACCAACUAUAUUGAUCGUCUUAAAAGCUUUAAUGUUUCGAUGGAAGAUGCAUCUAGUUUUACCAAUCUUAGAGAUCGUCAAGAGAGAUAUAUCCCGAGGAUUAUAUCAAACGAAUAACGAAAAAGAAAGAAUCGUUUGGUAUAAUAUGGCAGCUACUAUGUUUACAACGUCCUCGGCAACGUCCCUUUUCUUCGUUCCCACUUUGUUUUACUGCAAACCGAUUUUCGAAUGUAUUCUUUCCAAUUUCGAUAAUUGCACGCUUCCGUACGAGUUACCAGUACGAAUAAAUUACGUCUACGACGUGACAGAUGUGCGUAAGUACGCGAUGUUCUGUAUCUGGUUGAUACCAGCCAGUACUAUGUUAACCAUAGGUGCAACUGGUGCGGACAGUCUUCUCGUCACUUUGACGUUUUAUCUAUGCGGACAAUUAUCGAUUCUUGGAAAUCGUUUGAAAAACGUUAAUCUAGAAAUGGGAAAGCAUCAUUGCGAAAUGAAACUUCUGAUCGAUCGACACGCCGAACUCGUAAGAUUGGCUUUGAUUUUAAAGAAUGCCUUCAGUUUUCUCAUGUUCGUGCAGACGUUAGGUUUGAUAUGUUCUCUCUGCGUUGUGGCCUAUCAAUUACUCACGACGUCGGAGAACGGUAAGGAUCUAAACACGAUACACUUCGUCUUAUAUUCCUGUGCUGUCGUACUUCUGGCGUUUUGUUAUUGCUUUUUAGGAGAAUGUUUGAUCGAGGAGAGUAGCGCCAUUGAUUUGGGUUGUUAUCUUACGAAUUGGUACGAAUUACCCGCAAAAGAAAUACGUUCGAUGAUGUUUUGUAUCGCUCGAUCGAGAAGACCUUCUUAUCUAACAGCUGGACAAUUCUACGUUUUUUCUCUCGAAACUUUUGCAGUCAUCAUGAAAGCUUCUAUGGCCUAUCUCUCGGUUUUGAGGACUAUCACGUAACAAAUGUGAAAAGAGAUGGAGGAAGGAGCCUCGUCGAGAAGAAGGAUGAGAACAU